AAAAAUUAGCAGUCGGCAACCUUCGAAUCCAACGAGAAGCAAAUCAUCGAUUCCGGCCUGCAAACCCAGACAACCUGUUUCUCCGGUGAUCUCCUGUACUGCCGGCCGGCGAUCUCUCUCUUAUCUUCUCUCUUCCCCUCUUCUCUCUUUAAUUUCUCCGCCGACGAGCCCUCCCGCCCUUCUCAUAGAGAUCGCAGCAGCAACCCUACCCCCUCCAUCGACCCUCUGAGCAGCGAAACGGUAAAAAAGUUGAAAAACGGCAAGUUGGGGCGACAAGCUUUCAACCCCGUGUUGGCCACAGAAGCCAACAAAUUGGCUAUACAGCUUGCACAUUCUCGGUCUAGAUCUCGUUCCAAUACCGGGGCGCCCAGCCAUCUUCAUCUUUGGCUCCGAGUCCCAUCUCCAUCAUCUGAGUUUACUGUAACUUUAAUGUUCUUCAAAAAAUUUAAAACCUCCAUCUCCAUCUCCAUCCAUCUUCUGGGUUUUUUUUGGUUUAGGUCUUGAUUUGAGUUUUGGAUGUAGGGUUGAAGUUCCUCUAUACAUCUGAAAUUGUCAUCUGAUGGAUCCUUCUAUGAUGAAGUUCCUCGAAGAAGACGAGGACGAAACAAUGCAUUCAGGGGCAGACGUUGAGGCAUUCACUGCUGCCCUAAACAGGGAUAUUGAAGGGGAUAAUACUUCAAUAUCUCAGCCUCCCACUGCUUUAUCUCAAGGAACCAAUCAUACUCCAAGUCAGUUGUUUCAACAGUGGCAAUCAUCCAGCCGUGAAGGCAAUGCUAGUUACUCUAGCCAAGAGGAAGUUAAGGCACAGAUACAAGAGCAGCAAUCAUCUGCAAUGGAAGUAAAUCGACAGGGAUCUGGUUCUGAGAGUCAACAUCUACCAAAUGACACCCCGCGUGAAAUGAAUCACAUCCCAUCUGAACCGAGCAGACCCCAAGAUGAUUUGGCGCAACAGCAAGCUGACCAACAUAAUGUUCACAUGUCUCAAACCACUAAUAUCCAGAACGCUGAUAAGAAUCACGGCCAUCGUCAAGAGCCAAAUAUAGCACGGAACCCAGACAAUGAAUCUCAGUUGCAAAGGAUGCAUAGAAUGGGUAAUCAGCAAGCGAUGGCAACAGGGCAAGCAGCUAAUACAAUGAAUCGGCCUUCAGGCAAGCAAGUGCCAUUUGCACUGUUGCUCCCAGUUAUAGAACCACAGCUUGACAAAGACAGGGCUAUGCAACUCCAGGGUCUCUAUGUUCGAUUAAGGAACAAUAACAUUAACAAAGAAGAAUUUGUCCGGCACAUGAGAAGUCUUGUAGGAGAUCAUAUGCUUAAGAUGGCAGUCUAUAAGUUACAACAAGGGCAGGCGCUAAAGAUGGAGAAUGCAUCUAACCAAAUUUCUAAUCCUGCUCAGCUUUCUGCUAAACACAAUAUUCAAAAGCCAUCUUCAUAUGUUCCACCUUCCUCUGCCCAUCAAUCAUCCGAUUCAAGUAGUUUGCCAAUGGAUAGUAAUGCUCAAAAAUCACGGUUGUUGGAACACCAAUCAGAUUCACAUGGAAUACAAGCAAGCCAUAUGUCUUCUAAUAUUAAUGCUAUUAAGCAAGAUAGGGAGCAGCCCUUUCCGUUACAGGGACUUGGCAAGCAACAACAGCAACAGCAACAACAUAUGCACUUUCCACAGUCGUCCUUUCCUACUUAUGGAAAUACUGGUGGUAAUUAUCACCCAGGUUCUAGUGCAAAUAUGAAUAUGUCCUCACAGUCUUUUAAACAGCAGAGCCAUGAUUUACAAAUGAGGCAAGGUCCAGUUCAUCCUAGCAUGGGAGCAAGUCAGGCCAUGAGUUUGCCAGAGAGGCAAAAUGCAUUUAGUGACAUAAAAAGAAUGCACGGGGGAGGUCUCACUCAUUUCACAAGUAAUUCAGGCCACUGGCAACCAUCAAUGCAUAAAGAUCAGAGUCUUCUGUCAUCAAUGGCCUAUGUAAAACCAGAACCUGUGGAUCAGAUGAAUGAUCAACAACAUAAAUCCCAGCUGUCAGCACAACAGGGGACAUCUUCAUUCUCUCCAGGACAGCAUGAACAAGGGAGUGCAAUUUCAGGGCCUUCAAAAGAUGAAACUUUUGAGAUGCUGUCUUCAAGGCCCAAUUUCUCAACGUCAAUGAGUAAACCAGAGGCUAUGUCCAUCACAGCGCAGCUGGAACGCCAGAAUGUGUUACAGUCUGCUGCAAACUCUUCAUUGGCAUCCGGAAGUAAUGCAAAGACUCCUCCCAAAAAGCCAUCCGUUGGCCAGAAAAAACCAUUGGAAGCACCUGUUUCUUCACUAAGUAAGAAGCAAAAAGUGUCUGGAGCAUUUUCGGAUCAAAGUAUUGAGCAACUUAACGAUGUGACUGCUGUCAGUGGAGUGAAUCUCAGGGAAGAGGAAGAACAACUAUUCUCUGGGUCCAAGGAAGACACUCGAGUUUCAGAAGCUUCACGAAAGGUUGUCCAAGAAGAAGAAGAAAGGUUGAUUUUGCAGAAAACUCCACUCCAGAAGAAAUUGGCUGAAAUCAUGGCAAAAUGUGGUAUAAAGAACAGAAGCAAUGAUGUGGAACGGUGCUUGUCACUGUGUGUAGAAGAAAGAAUGCGUGGAUUAAUUAGCAACCUGAUCAGACUUUCAAAACAGCGGGUUGACAUUGAGAAGCCAAGACACCGGACCGUCAUCACGUCAGAUGUUCGACAGCAAAUCAUGUCAAUGAAUCAAAAAGCUCGGGAUGAAUGGGAGAAGAAGCAGGCUGAUGCUGAAAAACUCCAAAGAGCUGAUGAGCCUGAAGGUAGUGCUGGAAUUGACGGUGAUGAUGGUCGUGGGAAAAAUUCUAAGGUAAACAAAGAGGAAGAUGAUAAGAUGCGAACGACAGCUGCCAAUGUUGCUGCGCGAGCGGCCGUGGGAGGAGAUGACAUGCUCUCGAAAUGGCAACUAAUGGCUGAGCAGGCUAGACAGAAACGUGAAGGUGGGGCUGAUGCAGCAUCUACUUCUCAGCCAAGUAUAGAUGUUGGUCCUAAGCCUGUGUCAACUUCUGAGAGGAAUUUUAAAGAUAAUCCAGAUAUGGAGAGGAGCUCUAGUGCUGUCACUUCUACUCCUGGUGGUCCAGCAGCAAGGAUGAAGAAAUCAGAUUUCGGGGAGAGUGAUGCGAUAACGAUAGCACGUAGUAUCUCAGUGAAGGAUGUGAUAUCUGUUCUGGGAAGGGAGAUUCAGAUGUCAAGAUCCACGUUAAUAUACCGACUCUAUGAAAGACUACGUUCCGACUCUGAAUAGCCAUCUAUCUGCUAUCUGCUAUCUGCUAUCUGCUAUCUGCUAUCUGCUAUCUGCUAUCUUGAAUGAAUGGAUGAGAGGAGUUCAGAUUGUUGGAAUGCUAAAUUUCCUAACAAAUGUGUAUCUGAAAUUCAUUCAAUCAAACAAAUGCCUUUUUGUAGACUUAAAAGAGGGACAUUUUGAUUCUAAUUUUAUAGCAUCAUUUUCUUGUGUC
This is a messenger RNA of Cynara cardunculus var. scolymus (artichoke), 3476 nucleotides long. Its product is annotated as transcription initiation factor TFIID subunit 4b-like. Gene Ontology annotation, biological process: transcription initiation at RNA polymerase II promoter. NCBI's taxonomy places the organism in Eukaryota, Viridiplantae, Streptophyta, Magnoliopsida, Asterales, Asteraceae. Gene Ontology annotation, cellular component: transcription factor TFIID complex. The coding region runs from base 560 to 3265 and encodes 901 amino acids. The record is from RefSeq and is a predicted model, not a curated record. Gene Ontology annotation, molecular function: DNA binding; RNA polymerase II general transcription initiation factor activity; protein heterodimerization activity. The transcript has 14 exons.